Messenger RNA from Thermochaetoides thermophila DSM 1495, 993 nucleotides. RefSeq lists its product as uncharacterized. Gene Ontology annotation, molecular function: tRNA binding; S-adenosylmethionine-dependent methyltransferase activity. Gene Ontology annotation, biological process: tRNA wobble uridine modification. The record is from RefSeq and is a predicted model, not a curated record. Bases 1 to 993 code for a protein of 330 amino acids. NCBI's taxonomy places the organism in Eukaryota, Fungi, Ascomycota, Sordariomycetes, Sordariales, Chaetomiaceae. Gene Ontology annotation, cellular component: nucleus; cytoplasm. The transcript has a single exon.
AUGACCUCGUCAGCACUCCCAUCCCAGUCAGCUGCCGAAGCAGCCGCCAAACUGGCCGCUGCAGCCGACGCUGAGGCAGAGGCCUACGAGUCGACUCACGUCCAUGGCGUCUAUGAGGCGAUAGCAUCACACUUCUCUGCCACUCGCUACAAGCCCUGGCCUGCUGUGGCAUCCUUUCUGCGCGCCCUGCCCCCAGGCGCUGUUGGGUUUGAUGUAGGCUGCGGGAAUGGGAAAUACUUGGGUGUCAACCCAGACGUCGUCAUGAUCGGCUCCGACCGGAGUCCUUCCCUCAUCGCUCUGGCAAAAAGCCGCGUCAAGCAGAUCCAGAGCGUCCGUCCAUACCCAAACCAACAAAACAGUGUCGCACGAACGGGAGGGGAGAUAACCAGCAGCCCCAAUAACAGUACUCCGGCUGUUGGGACAGAUGUUCUUGUUGCCGACGGGCUACUUCUUCCCUUCCGCGAACGGACGGCCGAUUUUGCCAUCUGCGUGGCCGUCAUCCAUCACAUGUCGACCCGCGCCAGGCGACAAGAAGCCAUCCGGCAGCUACUCAGGUGUCUCAAACUCGACGGCCAGGUGCUGUUGUACGUCUGGGCGCUGGAGCAGGGCACCAGCCGGCGUGGCUGGGACGAAGGGAGUGAGCAAGACUUACUCGUGCCGUGGGUUUUGAAGAACAACCAGCCAAAUACGCAGAAGCAACAACAACACCAGAAAAAGGGCUCCUCCCAGAAAAAUCAGGCCGAGAACGCUCUCACUGGUUCUGCCGGGAUGAGUAGGAGCCCACCGACCCCCGGCGCUCCACCUCCAGCAGAGCCGGCAGCCACAGCACCCGGUCAGUCCGAUCCUGUCUUCCAGCGGUACUACCACUUGUACCGCAAGGGAGAACUGGAAGAGGACGUGCUGGCUGCUGGCGGUGUUAUUAUCUCAAGUGGAUAUGAGAAAGAUAACUGGUGGGUGGUGGCUGCCAAUAAGGGCGUUCAUCACGCAGGAUAA